AGCUGUCAUGGCAGCGUCCAUGACUACCGAUCAGAGCUGGUUUUUUGCUCUGGCUCUCGGGGUUUCCUUUCUCAAAUGUCUCUUGAUAAAUGCCUACCACUCUACGGAUUUUGAGGUGCAUAGGAACUGGCUUGCCCUUACACACAGUCUGCCAGUAUCACAGUGGUAUUAUGAGGCUACGUCUGAGUGGACGUUGGACUAUCCUCCGCUGUUUGCUUGGUUUGAAUAUGGACUUUCUCAUAUUGCCAGAGUUUUUGAUAAAGAAAUGCUGGUUGUUCAGAAUCUGAAUUACGCAAGUGCUGCCACAGUGCUUUUCCAAAGGCUGUCAGUUAUUGUGGCUGAUGCUCUCCUUUUUUACGGAGUUAAAGAGUGCUGCAAAUGUUUGCAAGAGGACAAAGGAAAAUACCUUUUUGGGAAGCCCUCCAUCCUGGCAGUGUUGUUGAUGUGGAACUUUGGGCUUUUAAUUGUUGAUCAUAUUCAUUUCCAAUAUAAUGGCUUCCUGUUUGGUGUUCUUCUUCUAUCAAUAGCAAGACAUUUUCAGAGUCGACACUUAGAGGGGGCCUUGCUGUUUUCUAUACUUUUAAACUUGAAGCAUAUAUAUAUGUACAUUGCCCCUGCAUAUGGAAUCUUCCUGCUGAGAUGCUUUUGCUUCACCCAGAACAAUGCAGAUGGUUCUCUGCAUUGGAGAAGUUUCAGUCCUUUGCGAUUGAUAGCACUUGGAACAAUUGUCGUGUCUACUUUUGCAGUGUCAUUUGGACCAUUCAUAGCCCUGGGCCAGCUUCCACAAGUCCUGUCUCGACUGUUCCCUUUCAAGCGUGGACUUUGUCAUGCAUACUGGGCACCAAACAUCUGGGCACUUUACAAUAUUGCAGAUAAGGCUUUUUCCAUUCUGGGUGUGAAAUUCAAACUGCUUGACAUCACCAAACUUCCCAAAGCCUCAAUGACUGGUGGUCUUGUUCAAGAAUUUCAGCACUCUGUAUUUCCUUCAGUCUCUCCUUUAGCAACCCUUGUGUGUACAUUACUGUCAAUCUUGCCUGCUCUUUUCAAGAUAUGGCAUAGACCUGAUGGAGCGAGAGGAUUCUUACGCUGUCUUGUUUUAUGUGCCCUUGGAUCUUUCAUGUUUGGUUGGCAUGUACAUGAAAAGGCCAUCCUGUUGGCUAUACUGCCUUUGAGUUUGCUUGCAGUGGAGAGCAGGCAAGAUGCCAGGAUUUUUCUUAUACUCAGUACAACAGGCCAUUUUUCACUAUUUCCCCUCCUAUUCACAACACAAGAAUUGCCUAUCAAAAUUUUUCUCAUGUUGAUCUUCACAAUCUUCAGUUUUACUUCAUUAAAAAAGCUAUUCAGGAAGGAAGGAGCUCUGGUGAGCACACUGGAAGCAGUGUAUCUUUUGGGUCUGAUUCCUCUGGAACUCAUCUGUGAGUUUGUUUAUCCCCUGACUGUCUGGCAGAAGACUUUCCCCUUCCUCCCUCUGAUGCUCACCUCUGUUUAUUGUGCGCUGGGAGUGACAUAUUCCUUCAUCGGACUGUAUAUAACAUUGCUGACGUGUUCAAACGCCAUAAACAAAGUGAAAAUCCAGUAAAUUGUGUAAUUCAGUUGCUGGGGGUUAGACACUAAGAUCCAAUGUUAUUCAACAUAUUGAAGGACUGUUUUUUUAUGAGUUUAAUGUUUUCUUUGUGAUCAAGAUCUUUGGACCAAAGGAAUUAAUGAAAGGUUCUUUCUUGGAAAUUGUUUGAUAUGGUUUAGGGAUAUGCAUAGCUGUGUAUUAAUAUAGGCUAUGGAAACAAAUGUCUAUUUUUGUAAGGUGCUUUAGAAUUUUUGAGGUAAACUUUUCUAUACAGACAGUGUUUGGUUUUCAUUUCUGAUACAAGUAAACAAUUGUUUGUUUAAAAGUUUUAUUAAGGCAACAUAAAUAUUCCAUACCAGAUAAUAUAUUACCUGAUUGUUACAAAGUACAGAAAGACAAUACGCUAUUGAAGAACUUGUGUGGAAUGUGUCUAGACUGAAAAUGAUCAAAUACACAAAAAUCUCACCAGAUGCAAGUCUAGAUUCCAGGGUAUGAAACUGGAAUAAUCUCUGUGAGGAAGCUUUGAACUAAGCUUUCAUUGCCUCCAUUAAAAGACACCAUUUCAAAGUCAAGAAGGCCAGUUUAAAACACUUCACAUCUUCUUAAGACACCACUUUAACCUUAAAAGUCAUGAAAGCAUAUCAAGAAUUCCCCCUUUUUUCCCCCAGUUAUGAUCUAUUCAGAAUUCUUGUGUGGUAUGACAUACAAUGGUAUGUGUUUGAGAACACUGUUAGUCUAAAUCACAUUUAUACUGGAACUAGUUACUUAUUUGUGACACCCUUUUAUUUGUUUUUGAUAGCUGCCUAUAUGUCCUCUAAUGUGAUUUUACAGCAAUAUACAAAUAAAUGUCUAUAUGAGUUUGAAAAAUGCAGUUAAAGUUUUGCACACAUGAACCAUUCAACAAGAGUUUAGAUUGGACAAAAAUGUUUCUUGGCCUAAAGCAACAAAGGUAGCAAUGCAGUUUUGUGAGAUUCUGCAAAAUGCGACUGAAUUUGAGAUGUAUAAAGUGCGGUUUUUUGGUAUUCUAUACCUCAUUUAAUUCCCUUUGUUCUCUUGGAAAUUCAGACCACAAAGGCAAUGGACUGUCUCCCAAUUCACUCGCAAUAUAUUGACACCAUAUUGAUACCUCUGGAUGCCAUAAACAGUUUAACUUAACAGGUUUAAUUACAGGAUGGAUUACGGUUGUGCUUAUCAAUGAAAGUCACUACUUGUAUGUUCAGCUUUCAAUACUGAGUCUUUCUUUAUAAAUCACAGAGUCGUUCACUCCCAAGUCCUGCCAGCAGUUCCUUGGUCCUCUGUACUCCUUAUCGCAUGAUUAGAGGAUCAAUGAUUGGCUCAGGACAGCUCCGACACAAUGAUCCGGGAUUCGUCUGAAUUCUCCCCAGAACUUCCUUCCGUGGGGAUCACGCAUGCCGUGAGGAGCUACAUCUGAUACUCAGAGUGGGAUUGCCGAACAUCUUGAAAAAUUGUUCUCAGAUGGGGGAAUGUCAUAUUUUUUUGUCCC
Messenger RNA from Triplophysa rosa, 3068 nucleotides. RefSeq names its product ALG8 alpha-1,3-glucosyltransferase (gene alg8). Bases 8 to 1579 code for a protein of 523 amino acids. The transcript has 13 exons. The record is from RefSeq and is a predicted model, not a curated record. Gene Ontology annotation, cellular component: endoplasmic reticulum membrane. NCBI's taxonomy places the organism in Eukaryota, Metazoa, Chordata, Actinopteri, Cypriniformes, Nemacheilidae. Gene Ontology annotation, molecular function: dolichyl pyrophosphate Glc1Man9GlcNAc2 alpha-1,3-glucosyltransferase activity. Gene Ontology annotation, biological process: protein N-linked glycosylation.